AAUCUCUCCGUCCGCAUCACGCUGUGCACCCCCUCUUGGUCUUGGUCUAGGUCUAGAUUCUGUAGAUUCUUCUGGAAUCGACUAGCUCAUAAACAGGCCACAUUGGCAUCGUCGUAGCCAAACUCAGCUUGCCCGACCCGUUGCGAUUUAGCGAACCCUAAAAUUAACCCGUCCGGUUCGAACACAUUCGAUUGCUUUUUCUUCAAUCAAAUCGAUUUCUCAGUUCCGUUCGGAUUUUAACCUCUCCGAUUUCGACUUCGGCACACCAAUUAGGCUUUGGUUGCUGUGGAACUUCUAUGGCAGAUCAGCACUCUAAUGAAGGUUCAAGUUCUGGGGAAUCUUCAGAUUCACUUGUUGAGCUCAGGAUCAAGACUCUAGAUUCACAGAUUGCUAGUUUUCUUGUUGACAAGAAUACACCAGUUUCAUCAUUCAAGGAGAGAAUAGCUAAUGCACUUGGUGUCCCAGUUGGUCAGCAGCGGCUGAUUUUCAGGGGAAAGGUCUUAAAGGAUGAUCAUCUUCUCUCUGCAUAUCAUGUUGAGAAUGGGCAUACAUUUCAUUUAGUUGAAAGGCAGCCAGCCCAAUCACAGGCUUCAUCUGAUACAAAUUCAGGAGAGACAAAUGGAAAUAACAGCAAUCGAGGAAAUGAUGCUAAUGCAGGCAUCCCUCGUAAUCGAGUUGGUCAGAUUUCACACAGUGUGGUUCUUGGGACCUUUAAUGUUGGAGAUCAAGGUGAAGGUGGCAUUGUUCCAGAGCUUACUCGGGUUAUCGGGGCAGUUUUAAAUUCUUUUGGAGUUGGAGGGCAGUCUGCUGCUACUGGUAUCACUACACAGUCUUCAACCUCUGCUCCUCAAGGAAAUGAAAUGGAUGGAGCACGUGGUGGUGGCGAGAACCAAGCUGGAAAUCAGACACAGUCACAAUCAUUUCCUGGUCAAUUGUUUCAAGUUGGUCCUCAAGUUAUUCCAAUCCCUCUGACUUCAGCACCAAUACCUGUUCCUUCACUUAAUUCGACAAUUCCUGAUUCUUUAAAUACUCUCUCGGAGUUUAUGGACCGCAUGGAGGCACAUUCUCCAAAUGGCUAUCAGCCAUACACAUCUACGACUAACAGAAGAGACCAACCAAGGGUAGUAUUACCGUCUGAUGCACGGGGUUUGCCGACACUUGAAGCACUGAGCAUGGUAAUGCGACAUGCAGAACAGCUUCUCAGCAGUCAUGCUAUUGCUGCAUUGUCUCAUAUUGCAGGACGCUUAGAGCAAGAGAGGGAUUCUUCUGAACCUUUAGUGAGGGAGCAAAUUCAAACAGAAUCAGUGCAAGUGGGUCUUGCAAUGCAGCAUUUAGGUUCCCUUCUUUUAGAGCUUGGGCGAACCAUAUUGACGCUGCGCAUGGGGCGUUCUCCUGCAGAAUCUUCAGUCAAUGCUGGGCCCGCAGUUUAUAUAUCUCCUUCAGGGCCAAAUCCUAUAAUGGUUCAGCCUUUCCCCCUUCAAACCAACUCCCUCUUUAGUGGUUCCCAGUCUCCAUCAAAUCCUCUGACUUUAGGUCCUGUUGGUACUGGAAAUGCUCCAAGGCACAUAAAUAUCCAUAUACAUGCUGGCACCGCACUGGCACCUGUGGUUUCAGCAGUUGGUAACAGAACAAGCAACGGGGAAGGGGUGCAAGGAGAACAUGGUAAUAAUUCUGGUUCUGGUUCAAUGCGGGUUCUUCCUGUGCGAAAUGUUAUUGCUACUGCUGUCCCAGCACGUUCUACUAGUGCUGCAUCCAGUGCAGCCCCCACUGAUUUGUCACUAUCCUCUGUUAUUGCUGAAGUCAAUUCAAGACUUAGAAACUUUGUUAGUAACAUGCAGGGAGAAAACCAGGUUGAAUCAGGUAAUAAUGCUGGUAUUGGACAGUCCAAUAAUAUGGUUGCUAGUGGAGCUGGGGAUUCUAGUGUUGCAUUACCAGCAGAUGUUCUUGAAACUGAAGAACAGAAGUCACAACCUCAAAAUGCUGAAGGAAGUAACAAGAUUAUGGAGAGUGGUGAGAGUUCAAAGGUUGUAACCGGCACAGUUGGAUUUCCUCCAAGUUCAAGUGGAGAACUCUUGAUAAAGUCAGAAGACCCAUCAGGAAGUGUUGUGAGAUCCAGUGAGGAAAAUACCAAACCUGUACCACUUGGAUUGGGGUUGGGGGGGUUGGAACGCAAGAGACGAGUCAAACAGACAAAAUCAUCUCUCAGUACUGGUGAUAGUGGAACAACUAGUUCUUCUUUUGAUCCGAACUUGAGUGCUAGAAUGACUGGCCAGCAGAUUUUGCAGUCACUUGCAUCUCGGAGCUCUUCUAUGAAUAGGGUGGAACAAGAUGUUUCCUCAUGUAAUCCAGGUGUUCAGAGUAGUAGAUUGUCAGGAGCACAAAGUUCUGAUGAUCAAUUAGAUGCUGCUAAUGCUGUUUCUCAAGUUCUUCAAAGCCCUGCAUUAAAUGGCUUAUUAGCUGGGGUUUCAGAGCAAACUGGUGUGGGUUCACCAGAUGUUCUUGGGAACAUGUUGCAGCAACUCACUCAAAGCCCGCAAAUUAUGAACACUGUCAGUCAACUAGCUCAGCAGGUUGAUAGCCAGGAUAUUGGAAACAUGUUUUCUGGAUUGGGGGGAGGCCAAGGUGGUGGAAUUGAUCUGUCACGGAUGGUCCAACAAAUGAUGCCUAUUGUCUCUCAGGCUCUUAGUCGUGGGACAUCUGUACCUCCGCCAUUCCCUGCUGUAGAACCUAAAUCACAGGUUCAGCAUGAUGGGAGGAAGUCAAGUGCAGCUGAUAAACUUUGUGAUUGUGAUUAUCAGGAUAAUAUUCAACAAACGGCUCGGAGGAUUGAGCAAUCUAAUUCAUCCGGCGAAGUCUUCCAGGCUGUUACUGAAAAUGCAGUUCAGGUAUAUGGCAAUGGGAGGAAUGCUGAAGAACUUCUGAAUGAGUUGUGUGGUAACCAGGGUCUUGCCAAGGAAUACACAGAGAUGCUACAGCAGGAUUUAAGGCGAAGAUUUCAGGAUAAAUCUGAGGACAAGUGUUAGCUCUUCGUUCUGAAAGUUAAAAUUACAAUUCAUAGAAGUUCUGGACGUACUGCAGCUAAUUACCUCCUGUACUGGGGUCAUUUUCUCUGUUUUUUGGCUCGUACUCAGAAUCCAUGUAUAAACUUAGGCUUCUGGGGGUUUGUUGGAUAUGCUGUUUAAGUUACAUUUGAUCUGUUUGUUUCAAAUGUACUUUUUGGUUAAUUGUGUAUCAAAUUGGAAUUUUGAUUAUAACCGUAAACUGUCUUUCCUGUCAAAUGAUAUUAAGUUCCAGUAGCAUUGCUUUAGGCUGGAAUCGACGAAAACCCAGACCUGUUUAUGUCUUCUUUCAAGUAAUCUUCUAGUUUUAAACUGGGGUCAAAUAGUUGCAAU
This is a messenger RNA of Durio zibethinus, 3392 nucleotides long. RefSeq lists its product as uncharacterized. Gene Ontology annotation, molecular function: polyubiquitin modification-dependent protein binding; misfolded protein binding. Lineage: Eukaryota; Viridiplantae; Streptophyta; Magnoliopsida; Malvales; Malvaceae. Gene Ontology annotation, biological process: ERAD pathway. Gene Ontology annotation, cellular component: BAT3 complex. The record is from RefSeq and is a predicted model, not a curated record.